AUGUUGGGAGUGUUUAGCAGCGCGAUUAUGUCGCCUCCAGAUGAGCUUGUGGCAGCGGGAAGCCGGACUCCAUCUCCAAAGAUAACGGCGGAUGCUCUGUUGAAGCGAUUCGUUGACACCAACUCGUCCGCCGUGUCGGUGCAGAUCGGAGACGACGCUCAGUUGGCCUUCACUCACCACAACGAGUCCAUGCUGCUCCCAAGAUCAUUUGCAGUCAAGGAUGAGAUCUACUGCUUGUUCGAGGGAGCGCUGGAUAACUUAGGCAGCCUAAGGCAGCAAUAUGGCCUAGCUAAGUCUGCGAAUGAGGUGGUUUUGGUCAUCGAGGCUUACAAGGCUCUUCGUGAUCGGGCACCUUACCCUCCUAACCAUGUUGUUGGUCACCUUAGUGGGAACUUUGCAUUCAUUGUCUUUGACAAGUCCACUUCCACCUUAUUUGUGGCUUCUGAUCAAUUUGGUAAGGUUCCUCUCUAUUGGGGAAUAACUGCUGAUGGAUACGUUGCUUUCGCCGAUAAUGCUGAAUUGCUUAAAGGCGCUUGUGGCAAGUCACUUGCUUCUUUUCCUCUAGGAUGCUUUUUCUCGACAGCCGUUGGAGAACUGAGAAGCUAUGAGAAUCCUAAAAACAAAAUCACUGCAGUUCCUGCCGAGGAGGAGGAGAUCUGGGGUGCUACAUUUAAGGUGGAAGGGCCAGCAGUUCUUGCAGCCACAGAAUAG
This is a messenger RNA of Dovyalis caffra, 711 nucleotides long. The record is from the annotation of a GenBank genome assembly. Lineage: Eukaryota; Viridiplantae; Streptophyta; Magnoliopsida; Malpighiales; Salicaceae.